ACUACGGAAAGGAGGAGAAUAAACAGGGACUGACUGGUCCUUCCAGAAGGAAAUGUUGAGCCUCUGCAAGACUUCUCAUUUAGAGUCUGUUAUAUUAUCAUUUCAAAAUACUGUUAUUAAUUUCUGAAUGUUUCGCCUGAUUGAACGCCCCCCCGAACAUCCACCAACCCAUCUGCAAGGAAUACGUCAGGGCGGUCAAAAGCAUAAUGCAACGUCAAGACUCGUGUAGGGAAAAACACCGAUUGCUCAACAUGGGGACUUCCAGUUUCUAAAUCGAACGCGCAUUGUUUACGCUCUUUGUGAUUGCACAACUGUAAUACGUUGUACUACAGAUCAAACAGUCAAAUCGUCAAACAACUUCCCUUUGAGAGGACGGUGGUUAUGUUAAGGUUUUAUAGUUGUAGUAACUACUAUAUUUGCCGGAUAGUUUGUUUUUCUUCUACCAUUCAUAUUGACAGGUCUGGGAAUUCCACAAUGCCAUCAUGGGGUCUACGGCUGUGCUGCGGCAUCCUAAUCAUGCUGUCUACAGCCAGACUUUGUGCAGCAGAAUAUAAAGUGUGCCCGCCCGAAUUUGAAACUAGUAUUCAUGAAACCUUUGGCGUUUCAAACUAUCUUCAAAAAUCAGCCUGGCAACGAAUUCCUUGUCUAUCGUUUCGUCGCGAAGAGGCACUUGACGGCGUCAUUUGGUACAAGGGAUCCAACAUUAAUGACCGAUCCAAGAUUCGUCUUAUCAGCCGUGAUCUUCGUGGUGACGGUGUCAAAGACAUCCCUUCAAGUGCCAGAUAUUCCUUCUCGUCUGAUUCCAGUCUCGUCAUUAAAGGUGUCGAGGAGAGUGACGAAGGGAGCUAUAUUUGCCAAGUCAUUCCUCAAAUCACUGACAGCAGGGUUGAGAAGAUAGACGUGCAAGUCAUAGGAGAAACCUUCCCUGCGCAUGCCAGUGAUAAAUCGUCCACUACCAGUUUCCAACGAGGGCGCAGACAGAUGCUGCCUUGCCAGUGCGCUGCAGAAACACCUGUUCCACACAUAUCCGCAGUGUACUGGUCACGGGGAGAGGGGGUCACUGAACAUACAACAAUCAUCGGUGUACGUUUCUCCGAUGAUGCAUUUGUGCAGAUCCAAGAUCAUGCUGAUUACACCAUUAGCAGCAAGGCUUCAUUGAUAGUCUAUUUUCCCACCGAUGGCAUCGGUAACCAACGGUUUUGGUGUCACGUAUUUAUGUCCGACAAUACGCAGAGUCACUGCCACAUCGAUGUCCGCUGGUUAGAUGAACAGAAACCCGAUACUGCCCUUAAAGCUUCUGAGUCGUCAUUCUACUUGCUGGAAGGAGAAGAGCAGAGCAUACCAUGCUUGAGCUUUACGGGAAGCUCAGUUUGUGAGAUUGAGUGGUUCAAGAUAGACAGUGCAGGUCAAAAUCUUCUUGCGUCAAGAAACGAAUUUAAUGCAGAUUCCAACUUCGAUCUUGCUAAUGACUAUGGAUUGGUCAUAAAAUCUGUUGAUGCUAGCCAUGCUGGAAGAUACCGGUGUCGUGCAGAUCAAGGUCUUAGUGAAGAAACGUCUGUCUAUGUUAUAGGAGAUAAAUUUCAACUAGACGGUAGUAAGGUGUUCGUAUAUUCAACAAUUGACUAUGUAGUUGGGAAAAACAACACAUUAACGUGCUCAGGUGCAUCAAAUGCGACUGAGAUCCAAGGUGGUACAACUAUAAUCUGGUCAUUUGGCACACCAACCAAACAGACUACUACUACAGUAAUUGGAAGGCUGGCACUACCAGAGCGUUCCAAAGUGAUGUCUGGUGCUGGAGACAAAGCCUGCUACAACAUCUCUCCAGAAGGCUCUCUUCUCCUGAACAAUUGCUCCCAAAAUAGUGACGUCAGAUACUGGUGUCAUGUGUUUUUUGAACACGGUCUACUUAUUAAGUCGUACGUGGAUGUUCUAAGUAAUGAGCCUGAAACUGCUGGAAAAUUUCCUAUAGUCGUCAUUGUCAGCGUUAUUGGCGUUCUCGUUGCCCUGAUUGCCUGUGCCCUGAUAUGCAGGAAAAUGAGGAGCAGCCAUUCGACGAUGAUGGAGACCGAGUGCAAACUGAAGGUUCUUUUUGGACCUUUGGAACAAGAUGUACGAAACUUUGUUCACCGUAGAAAGGAUACAAUACAAAUGCUGCGAGAGACUGCAGAUCACCUGACCGAAGUUCAUCGUGAAGCAGAAAAGGCCAAGCGUGGCGGUGGUGUAGCAGGCCUAACUGGUACUGCGUUAGCAAUCACUGGCAUCGCUGCCUCAUUCUUCACUUUCGGCACUUCUCUCUACCUUGCUGCUGCUGCUGCAGCCCUGGAUGCUACUAGUGGAGCCCUCAUGGUAGCAGGUCAUUUCAUACAAGUAAAAUCUUCAAAUGACGCAGAGAAAAAGGUAGAAAAGAUACUGAAAGAUGACUCGGAGGCAAUGGAAAAAGUUGAACAUCGUCUGGAAGAAAUUGAAUCCGAUAUAAAUGAAUUUAGCUCACGUGGACAGGUGGCACUGAAAACUGCUUCUUCAGUUUUUGAGUUUGUAAGGGUGGGAAGGGUGGUUGUUAGCGCUGGAAAAUCUGUCGGGCAAUCAGCAUCUAAAGUUGCAUUUACAUUUGGAAAAGGAUUGGCCAUUGGCAGUGCCCUCUUGUCCUUUGUUUCAGUGCCCUUGGACUUGCACACUGUGAUUACGUGUUCCGAGAACCUUAAAAACAAUACAAUACCUGAGUUAGCCAAGUCAAUCAAUGAAUUGGUAACAAAAUUGACCGAGGACUGUCCACAAGAACAAGACAUAGAGGUUGUCAUAAAUGAUAUGAGGGUCAAAUUUUGUGCACCUAGUAAGCAGAAAACAAACUGUUGCAAGUGUUUGUGCUGAGCAAAAAUGGUAAUGUAUGAUACAAAUUGCAUUAUGUGUACGUCUUUUGCUGGUGACUCAUUUAUGUUUAACAGCUUUACGACAUUGGUCUCAGAAAACAAGUGGUACCAGGGCCGUUAUUAAGUAUGCUCGGGGUUAAUAUAUUUAGGAAUAAAAAUGGAGCUUCUCAUAUUAUUCCAUGUGAUAUUUGCACCAAUAGUUCGUUUAACCAAGCUUAGUUUUGCUUGGGCGUCAAAUUAGAAAUUAAACAUGAUUGUUUCAGUAAAUCAAUCUUCUGCAAUCAGUGAAUCUCCGCCUAAACGUAUUAAUAUUACACGUUCAAAUAUCAUCAAUAUCAAAAUAUAUGCAUUUGUCUAGUGUUUAGAACACAGUUGAGCGUAUAAAAAUAACGAAAUGAUACACAAUCAAGCUAAUUUGCUAUUCGUAUUGAUAAAUUCAAAUGUAAUUUGCCAUUCAAGUCAGUUUUAAUGCAGUGUAGAAGCUGUUUUCGUUCGCUUUGAGGGGGACUACAAUAAUUUAAGAGAAAGUAAAGAACUCCACACUGCACAAAGGUGCCAAACGCUUACCUCCUCUUCCAAAGGUUUUCUGAAGAAGCGCUAAUCAUUCAUUGAUUGGACCAAUCACAGCCAUGAGUGUUAGCCAAUGAGAGUGAAGUGGUUUGACCAAUUAUUUGAAAGGUUAAGGCACUGGAAACAUGGAACGCCAGUUCCAGGGGCAAUUGCACGUGUGGGCGGUCACAGCAAGUUGUGAGAACCACUUGUCUUUGAGUUUCAUCCACUACAUAUAUGUCCGAAUAUACUGGAACUAUUUCGAUAAAAAAGGGAACCACUAAGCAAGUUUGGCUUCAUACAGCUCACCACUGCCUUUUUGCAAAGCUACUUAAAUCUGUAGUAUAUGUCUUAAUUAAGACUGAAAGCUAUUGACUUAAGAGUGUUCAUUUGGAAUAUGUUACCAUAUCCACUGAAAACAUUAGUUGGUCAUAUUGCACUGAUAAUUUGUCAAUUAAAAAAAAUAAAAUUAGUUUUAAAAGAACUGGCUAAUUGCCUACAUUCAAAAGACUAAUCGGAAGUCUUUUGACUGAUCGAUGUUUUGAAAUCAGAUUGGCACGUUAGGUUAGAUAAACCCCACUAGAACAAGAGGGUGCUUGGCGUACCCGUCCUAAGAUUAAACACAACAUAUUAAAAGGCAACAUACAAGUUCAAAGUUUAACAUAAGUCAAAGUUAACCGUAAGACAUAUUUUCAAAUUAAAGUUGGUUACCAUUUUAGCUUGAAUUACGGCACUGCCUGUCGCUCCCAGCUAAUUCCCAGCCCUGACGACGCUUGAUAAAAAAUCUUAGGUCAGGCAUCACCCACGGAUAUAAAUAGAAAUGACGCAAGGGUCAGGGAUUACAGACUGAGAGCCCGCUUGUUUUUUUAAACUCGUUAUUGGCAACGUCUCAAACAUGAGGUUGUUCCCAUAUCUAGAGGGCAAUACUGCAAGUGUGUCCCCACUGAGAGUAUGUCUCGGGCACAAAGCCUGCAUUGGUCGAAAAAAGUUGUAUUCCUGCAUUUCGGCUAAGGCGACCUUCGAUUCAGUGUAUAAAGUCAAAUAUUGUAGGAUCAACGGUUGCCAUUAAGAUACGGGAGCUUACGUUCAAAAACUAGCCUAUUUACUAAUAGCCAGAAAUAACCGAGCAUCAACGGUACCACCACAUUCCAAAUAUAACUUUGGGUGUAAAGUUUAUAAAUCGAAGACAGAUGGCAACCUUAAUUUAUUGGCCCUUGAUAUUGAGAUUACUGAGUUUUGUAUAACACUCAAUAAUUUGUAUGGGCCUAACAACGACGAGCCUGCUUUUUAUGACCAUGUUUCGGAUUUUAUAAGUGAUUUACAUAACAUCCACAGGAUUUUAAGUAGGGGUUGGAAUUUGAUUUUAGAUGUAAAUUUACACUAUGUGAACAAUAUGCACAUUAACAACCCCGUUUCUAGAAACAGGGUAUUACAAUUAAGUCAUGAUUUGGAUUUGGUUGAUGUGUGGAGAAUUUAUAAUCUUGACCUCCGUAGAUAUACAUGGAGACAGUAUUGACUCUCUUAAGCAAUCUAGAUUAGACUUCUUUUUAAUUUCAGCCGAACUUAAUUCCAAGUUGAUUAGCUGCGAUAUUGAGCCGGGUAAUAGGUUAGACCAUUCCUUAAUUGAUAUCCAUCUUGAUAUUAAUAAUAUGGAACAAGGUAAUGGUUAUUGGAAGCUUAACAAUUCUUUGCUUUGUGAUCCCACUUAAGCGGGACCAGCUGAAACUACUACACGCGAAGCGGUAAGGGAUUAUUUAGCUUUUCAUUACCAAUCUAAUAACCUUUAAAAUGUUCACCCAACGUGUGUGAAGGAAAUAUCUUGAGGCAGUGGAAGCUGGUGGAGCUUCUCAGUUCGCGUCAGGUUAAAAUGGAGGGUGUCUUAAUCAGGUCCCAGACACGAUAGAUGGAGCAGGGCAAAAAGCCUUCAAAGUAUUUUCUUAAUCUGGAGAAACGCAAUUUCGUUAAAUUAACAAAUAUAUUUGUCGCAUUGUUAAAGAGGACAAUUGUACUUUGACUUGAAGUGAGGAUAUCCUUGUAGAAGCGAGAGAAUUUUAUGAGAAUCUUUAUUCUUUUCGUGGAAUCAAUGUCAAGGUUGACUUAAAGCGCGACCGCAACCAUGGCGAAAGAAAAUAGGGAAUACAGUUUAAUAUACUCACGUGGUAUCUAAGUAUUGAGUUAUAUAUGUAAAGUGGCACUGUGACUUCUCAGUAAAUAGUAAUAAUGCUGUAAAAAAUAUGGACCAAUUCUGCUGGUUUUAUCAACAACUUUCCACGUUUGCACCGUUGGUGGCGCCACGCAGAAAAGCCUUUUUGAUGAGGUACCAUCGUGGAAACGAAAAAGGUUAUGACUUCGCAGGACCUGUUUUAGUGGAUAUGUUUUCGUCCAAAGGCCUAAGCUGCCAGCCUAGCCUUACACUUUUUCGGAAUAAAGUAACAACAUAAAAACAUUGAAAAGAUCUUUCCUUCACUCUGACUUACCAGGACGUAUUUAUCAAAUGAUCUUGGUCUCCUUCACCGCCUCGUUCACCAGCUGUAGCCCCAUUGUCAGCACAAUUCGUUCAAAGCGGUAAGGCUCUGCGCCUCGUAUUUAGGACAGUGUAUAACUUAACGACACGCGUGUUACCAUGCUACGUGUAGUUAUGUUCAGUGAUGUGACUGCGCCCGCUCAGCAGUGCGUACAUACACUCAGCCGGAGAACCGUUUCCACGAUAUUGCAUCGACAAAAUCCUGGAAAAGCCGUUUUCAUAAGAUGUAAAUGAAGCAAUGACGACACGCUCCUUUUCGCGAAAGCUAGCCAUGGUGUUCGGCAGAAACGGGUCUCAAAAGUGAGUUUUUGAAAUCCAAAAUAUUGUUGAAGCAGAUUUUAUGUGGUAUAGUUGUGUACUACGGCCAGAUUUCUUUUUCUUUUUCCACCGUUGGGGUUGCGCUUUAUUUCUGAUUUUUGUUGAGGCUGGAAGAAAUGUCCUUACUAAAGAUAUGCAGGAUCGCAUUGAAGGUCCAUUAAUUUAUGAAGAAAAUUACUUAAGCUUUGAAUGGUUGUAAAAAUGGAAAAUCGUCUGGCUCUAACGGUUACGAAUUUUACUAGUUUUUAGCCAUGAUUUACAGUGGUUUCUUUUAAGGUCUUUGCAUUUUGCGUAUGAGUCUGGUCAGCUUUCGGUGACCCAGAGAAUUAGUAUCAUUACUUGUUGCCGAAAGGGGAUAAACCCCACCAGUUUUUGAAAAACUGGCGACCUAUCGCUUUGUUUAAUAGCGCAUCUAAAAUUGCCUCUGCCUGUAUUGCAGAGAGGCUGAAACAGUGCCUUAGCAAAAUUAUUCAUGACAGUCAAAAAGGCUUUAUGGCAGGGCGCUUCAUUGGCGAAAACAUCCGUGUGAUACAUGAUUUACUUCAUUUUACAGAGACUAAUGAUAUUCCGGGUAUCAUGCUCUCUAGUGAUUUUGAAAAAGCUUUUGAUUCGGUUUCACAUUAUUUUAUUUGGAUAACUUUAACUUUGGUCCAUCAAUUAUUAAAUGGAUUAAACUGUUUUAUAACCACGCCUCCUCUUCAGUUUUCGUUAAUGGAUAUCUUUCAGAAUCAUUUAUGGUAGAGCGAGGUUGUAGGCAAGGUGAUGACUUAAGCCCUAGUUUGUUUCUUUUAUGUGCUGAGGUUUUCCCCUGAUGUUAAUUUAUGACCAGAAUGUACAAGGUAUUAAAGUAGGCGACAAGGGAUUCCUAACAUCCCAAUAUGCUGGUACAGAGAGAUCUAUGUAUAAUGCGUUUUGUAUUUUGGACUGCUUUGAAAGUAUGUCAGGGUUGCAAGUGUCGAUAAAACUGGUGUUGUUUGGAUAGGUUAAAAAAGAACGCUCCUCAGAUAGAUUGAGUGAGGUAAUAAUGACACUUUCAAAAUAUUAGGUGUUACUUUCUCCACCAAUCUGAAGUCCGUGGUGUUGAUUACAGGCACAGUUCUAUGUCCAGACUAACUUUACUGAAUAUGGUGUGGUCUUAUUUAGUUAAGGUUGCUUAUGGUGAUUUGUUGACGGAUAAUAACAAUAUUCCCUUUCUCUUUAUUCUCUUCCACAUGCAUGUUUUCCUGUCCCACAAAAAGGGCUCUCGGAGACUAUACGACUUUUUUUUCUCAGCAAAACUGUAGCUAAAAAGUUUGUAAACAAAUGGGAAAGGCAACUUAAACUUCACUAUGACUUGGAUGUUUGGUUUAAGGUCUUUGUGUUCCUUUCAUGUGUACAUUGGACUCUAAGCUGAAUGGUUUUAGUAUAGAUUAAUCCCCAGAAUCCUUGGAACUCAUUUGUUUUAUGUAAACUUCAUAAGUUGGAUUCCAAUUUUUGUACCUUUUGUAAAAAUGAAAAGGAAACCUGUAUCCACCAUUUGUGUAACUGUAAUUAUCUUAAUUCUUUCUAGAGCUCAAUAGUAGAUAAGAGUAAGGACAAAACCAAGAUACAGCUUGUAAUAGACAAUAAACUUUUAUUGUUCGAUAUUGUUGACAGUAGAUUCAAAUACUCUUAAUCUUAUCCUUCUGGGUGCCAGAUUUCACAUUUAUAAAAUGGAAAUGAACAGCAAACGUCCGUCUUUAGAAGUUUUGAAAAAGGACAUCCAGUGGUAUUAUCAUUGUAAAAAAAAUAUUUGGUUGAAAUGGAAAAAUUACUCUGCUAUCUGUGAAGUCUAAUACGAACUUUUGCAGUUUGGAGCCAAAAAAAUGAAA
Acanthaster planci (crown-of-thorns starfish) is the source of this 8108-nucleotide messenger RNA. RefSeq lists its product as uncharacterized. Lineage: Eukaryota; Metazoa; Echinodermata; Asteroidea; Valvatida; Acanthasteridae. Gene Ontology annotation, molecular function: lipid binding. The record is from RefSeq and is a predicted model, not a curated record. Gene Ontology annotation, cellular component: membrane; extracellular region. Gene Ontology annotation, biological process: lipoprotein metabolic process; lipid transport.